ACGUUUUAGUGCAGUUGAUAUAUUAAUAAAGCAGGGGAAAGAAUACUGUUCAGUUAAGAAGUUUGUCUCUCGUGUACAACGUGUUCGAGUAUCCUCGACUAAUAAAUGUCAGUGUUUAGUAGUACAACUAUUAUAUUUAUUGAUAACAUUUCAUAGACAAUAAUAAAUAUGAUUAGUUAAGCAUUCAAAACAACAGGCACGUAAUCUUUGUAUUUAAAGGAUAUAUAAAGUGUGUCAAGCUUUGAGUCAACAUAUAAAGUGGCGUUCCAAAUUAUUGGAGAAAUACGAUUCUAAGAUUAUUUAUUGAGUGAUACAUAUUUUAUAAUAUAGAAAUUGAUAGAAGUGAUUCAUAAAACCAUGAAUGAAACACAUACUAACAUUUUCCAACAAUUUUACAACGAGUUAAAGUCAGACAGUACGAUUGACUCAUGGCCACUUGUUAAUUCACCAUGGCCAAUAUGCAUUAUUUUAGCACUGUACUUGGCAUUUGUACUCAAGCUUGGUCCAAAAUUUAUGAAAAACCGAGAACCAAUGAACAUUAAGUACCUAAUCCUAUUCUACAACUUAAUGCAGACUAUGUUUAAUAGUUACAUUUUGGCUUACCAAAUCAUUAGACCAGAAGUCUAUAAUUAUAUAUGGAACCAUGCAUGUCAUCCUGAUAAUACCAAAAGUAACAUUGUACAUGAGCUACAUAUUGCUUCAUGGUAUUUUGCCAUAUCAAAAAUCAUAGACUUAUUGGACACGGUGUUUUUUGUAUUGAAAAAAAAACAAUCGCACAUUUCAUUUUUACAUGUUUACCAUCAUGUUAACAUGGUAAUCACUUGUUUUGUCCAUCUGAGAUUCAUCAAAAGUGAAAAUGCUGCAAUAGGGACCAUCGUUAAUUCGUUUGUUCACGUAGCCAUGUACAGCUACUAUUUCUUAGCAGCGCUUGGACCAAGCAUCCAAAAACAUUUAUGGUGGAAAAAAUACCUGACCCGUAUACAAAUUAUACAAUUUAUAUUUGGCAUACUUUAUUGCGUCGGCCUUUUCGUGUGUAAUUGCACUUAUUCAAAAUUAUUUAUUGCAUACAUAUUGUCCGACGUACUCGUAUUUCUUUAUUUGUUUUUAAAAUUCUAUAAAAAAACCUAUAAACCAAAAGGCAAAAUCCAGUGAACCCGACAACUAUAAAGAAAAUUUAAUAUAUUUGUAUAUACAAUUUGUACCGUUAAAUUAUCAUUAAUUGGUACCUAUACGAAAUUCAAUAUUGAUUAAAGUAAAUAAAAUUAUGAUUUGUUUUAAAAUGUAAAUUUACAUUUAUGUAUUCUACGAUAUUAUUAUAUGAAUAUUUAAAACUAAAUAAAUAAUGUUUAUUGUUAAUAAAUAAAUAAAUAUAAGUUGUGAUUUCAAUUAAAACAUUUAUUAUGUUUA
Molecule: messenger RNA, 1407 nt
Organism: Metopolophium dirhodum (rose-grain aphid)
Lineage: Eukaryota; Metazoa; Arthropoda; Insecta; Hemiptera; Aphididae
Product: elongation of very long chain fatty acids protein 4-like
Exons: 9
Coding region: 358-1152 (264 amino acids)
Biological process (GO): fatty acid elongation, polyunsaturated fatty acid; very long-chain fatty acid biosynthetic process; fatty acid elongation, monounsaturated fatty acid
Cellular component (GO): endoplasmic reticulum membrane
Molecular function (GO): fatty acid elongase activity
Source: RefSeq, a predicted model, not a curated record